AUGAACCCCCAUCUCAAAACACAAGUCUUGCACCUGAAAUGCACAACACCUUUUUGGUUCAAGGAAAUUUGGAACCACCAGCAGCUUUUGAGAGAUCUCAUCAGCCUGUUCUUUGCCAUGGCUCGUGCUCUUGUGCUCAGCUUGGUGCUGGCAUUGGCUUCGGCAGAGUCCGUGAAGGAUUGCAUCCAAAGCAAGUGCCGUGGGUGCGGUGGAGAGCAAUGUCAGCUUUGCCGCGAAGACGUAAACACCGUGUCUGCUUGCGUGUCAUCCUGCAUGGACAACCUUUGCCGUGGCUGUGGUGGCGAGCAGUGUCAGCUGUGCCGUCAAGAUGCCAGCCACAUCGAGACCUGCUGCUCCCAGCAGGGACUGGAAUCGGUUACUUCGCAGAUCGACACAUGCAAGGCCCAGCCCACAACUCCUUGCGCGGGCUUGUACGGGGCUGAAAGCCUCCAAUGCGCCUGGGAAGAGGAUGUGAAGAGCUGCCUGGAGACCAGCUGCCGCGGUUGUGGGGGUGAGCAAUGCCAACUGUGCCGCGAAGACGCGCAGAUCAUCGACGCCUGCUGCCAGGAUCAUUGGCACUCGGUGGAUCCGCCGCAGAUGUGCAAGGAUGCCAAGGAAGACCUGGAACCCAAGAAUCCUUGCGAUGGCUUGUACGGCGCCGAGAGCCUCCAAUGCGCCUGGGAGCAAGAUGCCAAAAGCUGCGUGGCCGCCGCCUGCCAGGGUUGCAGUGGCGAGCAGUGCCAGCUGUGCAACCAAGAUGUUCAGAAGAUUGCCAGCUGCUGUGACGAGCACUACCACUCCGUUGAUCCGCCGCAGAUGUGCAAAGACUCCAAGGAGGAAGCUGUUACCAACUGCUUUGACAGCAAGUGCCGCGGCUGUGGUGGUGAGCAGUGCCAACUAUGCCGUGAAGAUGCCAAGAGCGAGUGCUGCACUGGGUCCAUGCGAACUCCUUCCUGCGAGUCCUCCAAGGCCAUCCUUCCAUAA
This is a messenger RNA of Symbiodinium sp. CCMP2592, 984 nucleotides long. The record is from the annotation of a GenBank genome assembly. Lineage: Eukaryota; Dinophyceae; Suessiales; Symbiodiniaceae.